Messenger RNA from Athene cunicularia (burrowing owl), 2054 nucleotides. It is a transcript of the gene GLB1L, whose product is annotated as galactosidase beta 1 like. Gene Ontology annotation, molecular function: beta-galactosidase activity. The transcript has 17 exons. Gene Ontology annotation, biological process: carbohydrate metabolic process. The record is from RefSeq and is a predicted model, not a curated record. Bases 83 to 2044 code for a protein of 653 amino acids. NCBI's taxonomy places the organism in Eukaryota, Metazoa, Chordata, Aves, Strigiformes, Strigidae. Gene Ontology annotation, cellular component: vacuole.
CCACCUUACCGGAGCCAUAACCGAGCUGCCUGCACUUAGGACCUGGAGGAAGCGCCUGGCGCUGGCGGACAAGAAUCAUGUGAUGCUGGUGUCCACGUCCCCCUCCGUCCCCCGUCCCGGGCCCAUUGAGCGCCCAGCGGCGAUGGGGCUGCCGGCUCUCGCCUUGCUGCUGGUGGCAGGGCUUCUGCACACGCAGGCCUCAUCCCUGGCACGCUCCUUCCAGCUGGAUUACAAGGAGGACUGCUUCCGCAAGGAUGGUGCCCCUUUCCGCUACAUCUCGGGCAGCAUCCACUAUGCCCGUGUCCCGCGCCCCGCCUGGAGGGACCGGCUCCUCAAGAUGUACAUGAGCGGGCUCAGCGCCGUGCAGGUCUACAUCCCCUGGAACUACCACGAGCCGCUGCCGGGGCUUUAUGACUUUGCUGGGGACCGGGACGUGGAAGCCUUCCUGGAUCUGACAGCCGAGCUGGGACUUCUGGUGAUCCUGCGGCCGGGGCCCUACAUCUGUGCAGAGUGGGAGAUGGGUGGCCUGCCUGCCUGGCUGCUGUGGAAACCAGACAUCGUCCUGCGCUCCUCCGACCCCGCCUACCUGUCAGCUGUGGACUCCUGGCUCCGUGUCCUGCUACCCAAGAUCAAGCCACACCUGUACCAGCAUGGGGGGAACAUCAUCAGCGUGCAGGUGGAGAAUGAAUACGGGAGCUACUAUGCCUGUGACCAUGGGUACCUGCAGCAUCUGCUGGGCUCCUUUCGGGCGCUGCUGGGGAACGAAGUUGUGCUCUUCACUACUGACAGCACGCGGGCGGAGGAGCUGCGCUGCGGCACCUUGCAGGGGCUCUAUGCCACCAUCGACUUUGGGCCAGACUCCAAUGUGACAGAGGCGUUUGGUGCCCAGCGCCAGGUCGAGCCGAAGGGACCCCUGGUGAACUCCGAGUACUACACGGGCUGGCUGGACUACUGGGGGGAGGCUCAUGCCAGCACCAGCUCGGCGCAGGUGGCCCAGGGGCUGGAGGAAAUGCUGCAGCUGGGAGCCAGUGUCAACAUGUACAUGUUCCAUGGGGGGACCAGUUUUGCCUACUGGAGCGGAGCUGACUUCAAGGACCAGUACAAACCAGUGACCACCAGCUAUGACUAUGAUGCCCCUCUCUCAGAGGCAGGAGACCCCACUGAGAAGCUGUUUGCCAUCCGCACAAUCAUCAGUAAGUUCCAGCCCCUGCCAGUCGGUCCAAUGCCACCUGCCACCCCCAAAUAUGCCUAUGGCUGGGUGGCCCUGAGGAAGUAUGCCAACCUCCUGGACGUCUUGGAUGUGCUGUGUCCCUCUGGGCCCAUCCAGAGCCAGUUCCCCCUCACCUUUGAGGCCAUAAAGCAGGCCCAUGGCUUCAUGGUGUACCACACACAGCUGCCCCGGGAUGUCCUGGACCCAGCCACACUGGAGGCUCACCCCCACAGUGUCUGUGACCGUGGCUACGUGAUGCUGCAGAAGGAGUACCAGGGGACGCUGGAGCGGGACGGGCAGAGGGAGCUGCAUGUGACGGGCAGGGCAGGGGACACCCUGGAUGUGCUCCUGGAGAACAUGGGCAGGAUCAACUUUGGAGCCAACAUCAGUGACUUCAAGGGCUUGCUGGGGAACCUCUCCUUAGACUCCAGUCCUCUCAGCAACUGGUUGAUCUAUCCCCUGGCCAUAGACACUGCCGUCCAGCAGGGCUGGCCCCACACUGCCCUGCCGAAAUCAACCAGGGGGGGCAGAGCAGGGCCAGCCUUCUACACUGGGACCUUUGAGACCCCUGGCAUCGCCUGGGACACCUUUGUGAAGUUCCCAGGUUGGAGCAAGGGCCAGCUGUGGAUAAACGGCUUCAAUCUGGGCCGGUACUGGCCCCGCCGCGGGCCGCAACAGACCCUCUUUGUGCCUGGCUCAGUCCUGCACAUUGGCCGCCCCAACAACAUCACAGUGCUGGAGCUGGAGUGGGCACCUGCCACCCCUCUCUUGCUCUUCCUCGACCGACCCCUCUUCAACAGGACCCUCAGCAGAAGCACCAAGGCCACAGAAUAAACACAGAGUG